Molecule: messenger RNA, 855 nt
Organism: Microthlaspi erraticum
Lineage: Eukaryota; Viridiplantae; Streptophyta; Magnoliopsida; Brassicales; Brassicaceae
Source: the annotation of a GenBank genome assembly
AUGGCGAGCGGGUGGGUCAAAUCGUUACAGUGCAAGUCGAAAGCUUUCGAUGAUGUUUACAAACCAAUAAAAAACCCAAACCCGAAUUCGAAUCCGAGUCCGAAACAUCUGAUAUCAAGUUACAGCUGCAGGAGAAGCACUCAGAGUCUAAAAGACGUGAUCGACGCUAAAAAACCCAAACCGAAACCGAAGAAACCGAAUCCAAAACCCGAUAAAAGAGAACCCGACCCGGUUUUAGCUCCUUCGACCCGGAUUCGAUCGUCCGUUGAUUCAGCGACCCGAGUUCGCGACCCGUUGUUGCCGACAUUGACGGAACUUGAGGAAGGGCAUCCGUCGCGUAACGUGGUGGAGAUUAUCUUCCAGACGAGCUGGGGCCCGAAACCGUUUUCGGGUCGGAUCGAAAUGAUUUUCAAGGUGCAAAACGGGUCGAAGACUUUGACCCGGUUCGAGGAGUACCGCGAAGCCGUGAAGACGAGGAGCGUGGUGAAAUCGCGUGAAGAGAACGCGCGUUCGGUCGCCGACGGGAACGAGACGAUGCGGUUUUAUUGUUUGGGUCCGAGUUACGGAGGCGGCGCGUGGGGUGUUCUAGGAGGAAAAGGUGGCGGCGCGUCGAUCUAUACGUUCGCCGGGAGUUGCACGGCGCAUGAUAAAGCCGGCGGAGGUAAAGGGAGGAAGGCAAUGCUGGUUUGCCGGGUCAUAGCUGGUCGGGUCUCGAAGCAGAGCGAGUUAAGGUACGAUUCGGUUGACUCGGAGGUACGAUCACGGUUUGACUCAGUGAGUGGUGACGACGGUGAGUUGCUCGUGUUCGAUACACGUGCAGUAUUGCCUUGUUUUCUCAUAAUCUACCGGCUGUAA